GCUGUGAGAGCGCUGCGAUGAUUAGAGCCGCAUAUGCGGUAUCACACACACCUACCAGGCAGGAAUAUACCCGAGAAUCAGCCGCGUCCCGGUUCUCCCCUCACCGCAGCCUUACCCACGACUCGCAGCGGAACCUGAAGUGCCAGUAGUACCAUGUCCAGGUCAACGGGGGGUGGCGUCAACGAUGUCACCCGCUUUCUUACAUCGGGGACGGCGCCGGGGUCUCCCUCCUCCAACCCCUCAUUCACUUCUUCCAGCCAGGCCGACUGGGCGGCCAAGAGGCUGGUGUGGGUGCCAUCAGAGAAGCAUGGGUUUGAAUCGGCCAGUAUUCGGGAGGAGCGCGGCGACGAGGUGGAGGUGGAGCUCACAGACAGCCAGCGGAAGUUGACUCUGUCCAGAGAGGAGGUGCAGCGGAUGAACCCUCCUCGCUUCAGUAAAGUGGAGGACAUGGCCGACCUCACCUGCCUCAACGAAGCCUCAGUGCUGCACAACAUCAGAGACAGAUACUACUCUGGUUUGAUCUAUACUUAUUCAGGCUUGUUCUGCGUGGUGGUGAACCCUUACAAGAACCUGCCCGUCUACACAGAAUCCAUCGUGGAGAUGUACCGUGGCAAAAAACGCCACGAGAUGCCCCCGCACAUCUAUGCCAUAUCAGAGGCCGCCUAUCGCAGCAUGCUACAAGACAGAGAAGAUCAGUCGAUCCUCUGCACAGGUGAAUCUGGAGCUGGGAAAACAGAGAACACGAAGAAAGUCAUCCAGUAUCUGGCUCACGUUGCCUCCUCCCAUAAGGGUGGCACUAGGAACAAGGAAGCCAUGCAGAUGGAUGGCUCUAGGUCUUUAACAAGAGGCUGUACUUUGGUGAACAGGAGUUUACAAUAUGGCGAACUGGAGAGACAACUGCUGCAGGCCAACCCCAUACUGGAGGCCUUCGGCAAUGCAAAGACUGUCAAGAACGACAACUCUUCUAGAUUUGGUAAAUUCAUCCGCAUUAACUUUGAUGUGGCGGGGUACAUCGUUGGUGCCAACAUUGAAACUUACCUCCUUGAAAAGUCUCGGGCCACUCGUCAGGCCAAAGAUGAACGGACAUUCCACAUCUUUUACCAGAUGUUGUGUGGCGCUUCAGAACAAACAAGAGCGGACCUGCUCUUAGGAACUGCUGACGAGUACCGUUAUCUCAGUGGAGGUUCCAUCCCAGUUCCAGGGCAGAGCGAUUCAGACAACUUCACUCAGACCAUGGACUCUAUGGCGAUUAUGGGCUUCACUCCAGAAGAAUCAAUAUCCAUGCUGAAGGUGAUCUCCUCUGUGCUCCAAUUUGGGAAUAUUAGCUUCACGAAGGAGAAGCACCAUGACCAGGCCUCCAUGCCUGAUAACACAGCUGCUCAGAAACUGUGCCACCUGCUGGGCAUCAAUGUGCUAGAGUUCACUCGUGCCAUCCUCACGCCUAGGAUCAAAGUUGGCCGAGAGUAUGUGCAGAAGGCCCAGACGAAAGAACAGGCUGACUUUGCUAUAGAGGCCUUGUCAAAGGCCUCGUAUGAGCGUCUGUUCAGAUGGCUGGUGCACAGGAUCAACAGAGCUCUGGACCGCAGACAGAGACAGGGAGCCUCCUUCAUAGGGAUCCUGGAUAUUGCUGGAUUUGAGAUCUUCCAGCUAAACUCCUUUGAGCAGUUGUGCAUUAACUUCACCAACGAGAAGCUGCAGCAGCUCUUCAACCACACCAUGUUCAUCCUGGAGCAGGAGGAGUACCAGCGGGAGGGCAUUGAGUGGAACUUCAUUGAUUUUGGCCUGGACUUACAGCCCUGCAUUGACCUCAUUGAGAGACCGGCCCACCCACCCGGUGUUCUGGCCCUGCUGGAUGAAGAGUGUUGGUUCCCUCGGGCGACAGACCGCUCAUUUGUGGAGAAGCUGUCUGCUGAGCAAGGCACCCACCCAAAGUUCUUCAAACCAAAGCAGCCACGUGUGGAAGCUGACUUCUCCAUCAUUCACUAUGCUGGAAAGGUGAACUAUAAGGCAGAUGAUUGGUUAGUGAAGAACAUGGAUCCUCUGAACGACAAUGUGGCAUCCCUACUUCACCAGUCUUCCGAUACGUUUAUCUCAGAACUCUGGAAGGAGGUGGACCGGAUCAUAGGUCUGGACCAGGUGUCGACAGGAGAGAGCAGCGGGCCGGUCUCAUUCGGAGCCGCGGGACUGAAGACGAAGAAGGGAAUGUUUAGGACUGUCGGUCAGCUUUACAAGGAAUCUCUCACCAAGUUGAUGGCCACACUGAGGAACACCAACCCCAACUUCCUCCGCUGCAUCAUCCCCAACCACGAGAAGAAGUCGGGUAAGCUGUCCCCCCAUUUGGUUUUGGACCAGCUGAGGUGUAAUGGAGUUCUGGAGGGGAUCCGAAUCUGCAGACAAGGCUUCCCUAACCGCAUCCCAUUCCAGGAGUUCAGACAGAGAUAUGAGAUCCUGACUCCUAAUGCCAUCCCUCGCACCUUCAUGGAUGGUAAACAGGCAUCAGAACUCAUGAUCAGGGCUCUGGAGCUCGAUCACAACCUGUUUAGGGUGGGUCAGAGUAAAGUCUUCUUCAGAGCUGGAGUCCUGGGUCAUCUGGAAGAGGAAAGAGACCUAAAGAUCACUGACACCAUCAUACGCUUCCAGAGCGCUUCCAGAGGCUACCUCGCACGCAAAGCCUUUUCGAAGAAGCAGCAGCAGCUUAGCGCUAUGAGAGUGAUGCAGAGGAACUGCGCUGCCUACCUCAAACUCAGGAACUGGCAGUGGUGGCGGCUGUUCACUAAGGUGAAGCCCCUGCUGCAGGUUACCCGGCAGGAUGAGGAGAUCCAGGUAAGGGAAUCUGAGCUCCAGAAGGCAAAGGACAACCUCACCCGAGUGGAGCUGAACUACACUGAGCUGGACAAGAAACACCUUCAGCUGGUGGAGGAGAAGUCAGUGCUGGCCGAUCAGCUGCAGGCGGAAGCAGAGCUGUUUGCAGAGGCAGAGGAGAUGAGAGCCAGGCUUGCCAGUCGGAAACAAGAGCUGGAGGAGGUACUCGGCGAGCUUGAGAGUCGACUUGAGGAGGAGGAGGAGAGGGGCGUGCAGCUGACCAAUGAGAAGAAGAAGAUGCAGCAGAAUAUACAGGACCUGGAGGAGCAGUUAGAGGAGGAGGAAAGUGCCCGACAGCGCCUCCUGCUGGAGAAAGUUACCUUGGAAACUAAAGUGAAAAGUCUGGAAUCUGACCUGCUGAGUACUGUGGAGCAGAGAGACCGACUGAGCAAGGAGAAGAAACAGUUUGAGGAGCGUCUAAGUGAGGUCACUGACCAGGUCACUGAGGAAGAGGAGAAAACCAAGAGUCUGACCAAACUCAAGAACAAACAGGAGGCUGUGAUCGCCGACUUAGAGGAGCGCCUUAAGCGUGAGGAGCAGGGUCGCUUGGAGCAGGAGAAAUGGAAGAGGAGGAUUGAGAAUGAAUCAGUGGAAACCCAGGAGCAGCUUUCGGACCUGGGCAUGCUGUCCGCUGAGCUGAGGGGUAGUCUGUCGCAGAAGGAGAAAGAAAUCACCACCUUACAGGGCCGGUUGGAAGAAGAGGGUGCUCGUCGUUCUGAAGCGCAGAGGGCACUGAGGGAAGCCACGUCCCAGGUGUCAGAGCUAAAGGAGGAAGUGGAGAAUGAGCGAGGGAUGAGGGAAAGGGCAGAGAAACAGAGGCGAGACCUGGGGGAGGAGUUGGAGGCUUUGAGAACUGAGCUGGAGGACACUUUGGACACCACAGCUGCCCAGCAAGAGCUCAGGUCUCGUCGAGAGGCAGAGCUAAGUGACCUGCAGCGAUGUAUUGAAGACGAGACUCUGGCAGAGGUUCGUAAGCAGUCGGAGGAGGUGAACACUGCAGUGGAAGUUGGAGAGGAGACACGCAGGAAACUUCAGAGGGAGCUGGACGCUACUGUCCAGAGGGAGCGCCAGAGGGAAGAGGAGAAAGAGAGAGCGGAGAGGCAGAGGGAACGUCUCAGGGAGGAGAUAGAGGACAUGACGCUGGCCUUGCAGAGGGAGAGGACGAACUGCACGGGCCUGGAGAAGAGGCAGAAAAAGUUUGACCAGUGUCUGGCUGAGGAGAAGGCGGUGAGUGCUCGGCUUGCAGAGGAGAAGGACAGAGCUGAGGCAGACAGCCGAGAGAAGGACACGAGAUAUCUUGCGCUGUCCCGGGCCCUGCAGGAGGCCCAGGACCAGAGGGAAGAGCUAGAGAGGUCCAACAAGCAGCUCCGUGCAGAAAUGGAGCAGCUUGUCAACCAGCAGGAUGACGUCGGCAAGAGCGUUCAUGAGCUUGAGCGGAGCCGGAGGACCUUAGAAACAGAAGCCCAGAACCUGCGAGUUCAGACACAGGAGCUGGAGGAGGAGCUGACGGAGGCAGAGAACUCGAGGCUGAGGCUGGAUGUCACCUUGCAGGCGCUCAAAGCUCAGUUUGAGAGGGAGAUCAGUACCAAUGAGGAGAAGGGAGAGGAGAAGAGAAGGGCACUAAGCAAACAGGUGAGGGAGCUGGAGAUCCAGCUGGAGGAGGAGAGGACUCAACGCUCUCAGGCUGUGUCCUCCAAGAAGCAGCUGGAAGCAGAGCUGCAGGAAUCCGAGGCCCAUGUGGAGACAUCCAGCCGUGGCAAAGAGGAUGCUAUGAAGCAGCUACGGAGGCUGCAGGGUCAAAUGAAAGAAGUUCUGCGCGAGCUGGAUGAGAACAAGUUGACUCGGGAGGAGGUGAUCACCCAGUUUAAAGACAGCGAGAAGAAAAUCCAAACCCUCGAGGCAGAAGUCCUGCAAUUAACAGAGGAACUGUCUGUAUCAGAGAGACAGAAGAGACAGGCUCAGCAGGAAAGAGACGAGGUCGCUGACGAAAUGGUCAACAGCAGCUCUGGAAAAACCGCGUUGUUUGACGAGAAGCGGAGGUUAGAGGCUCGGGUCAGUCAGCUGGAGGAGGAGCUGGAGGAGGAGCAGACUAACGCUGAACUGUUGGCAGAGAGACAAAGGAAGAUGACUCUGCAGGUGGAGACGAUGACGGUGCAGCUGCAGGGAGAGAGGACUUUGGCCCAGAAGGCGGAGGCUGGCCGGGAGCAGCUGGAGAGGCAUAACAAGGAGCUGAAGUCCCGUCUUGGGGAGAUGGAGGGAGCAGUGAGGGGCAAACACAGGCUCAGUGUCGCCGCCCUUGAGGCCAAGAUCGAGACAAUGGAGGAGACAGUGGAACAGGAGAGACAGGAACGAGCCAUCGCCAACAAACUGGUGCGAAAGACAGAGAAGAAACUGAAGGAGGUGAUGAUGCAGGCAGAUGAAGAGAGGAGACAUGCAGACCAGUACAGAGAACAGCUGGAUAAGUCCAUGGUCCGACUGAAGCAGCUGAAGAGGCAGCUGGAGGAGGUGGAGGAGGAGAACUCUCGCUCCAACGCCCAGAAGAGGAAGCUGCAGAGAGAAAUGGAGGAGCUCACUGACAACUGUCAGACCAUGAUGCGAGAGAUCGCCUCGCUCCGAAGCCAGCUCAGCAUCCCUGAAUGGAGACCAGAAAUGCGUGUACCGUUGAACCUGGCGAUGCGUGGACGCAGAGCGUUGGUCGAUGACCUCUCAUUAGAGAACUCUGACUCAGAAGAGCCUCCAGCCUCUCCGACGCCCUCCUCUGGAAUCCCGGGAACUCCAAAUCCCGCCUCUGAACACAGCCUGGACCCUCCACCACCUUAUAGUGUCAACAACACAGAGUGAUGGACACGUAGACUCAGUAACACACAUAAAACGUAAACACACACACACGCACACACACACACACACACACACACACACACACACACACACACACACACACACACACACACACACACACACACACACAAACACAAACAUAUAGUCUGGACUAGUUGGGGUAGAAGGAGUGACACACACACACUACAUAACAACACUAGUUUAUAAAAAGAAAUGGUAAGAAAGAAACAGAAAGACAUAUAAGAUGUAUAAGAUGUAUACGUCAGACGCUUUAACUAUAAAACAACCUGAUAUGUUAAGUACAGAAAAUGAUGUAAAAUUUAGAAUUUACAGAGGGGCAACUGGAAAUAAUUUUUGUUUUAUAACUAACUGUGACCUAAACCAGGCGACAUAACAGAGACUGGAAAUUUCUACCUUACAUUGCAUCUCUGUAAUGUACUUCUAAGAAACUGAACUCCAUCUCCCAGGGUUCCAAAGGGGAAAGUGAAUUGUUAACAGCUGAUUUCACGAUGCUGUACAGUGCUCAGAGAGCAGAAAACAUUAUGGUGUUCAUGUCUUUUACAUUAGGAGGUAUUUCAAACCUAAGCCAUGUUUAACCCGUUGAUGAGGAUUGAAUAAAUAUACAAUCUGAUUUCACAAAGGGCUGCUGGAGGUUGAAAAUACUUCUGAGAGGUGUUAAGACAAUCUAUAUUAAUGUUACAUAGAAAAAGCCAAUAAGAGGAAAUCAAAUGCGGACAUGGAAAAGAGAGUUUCACUUUCUUUAUGAACGUGUGUUUCGUGCAAAUGUGAUGGGGUUUUUUGACAUCUUCAUAUGUCAAAUAACUUUUUUUUAAAUAAUGGAAAUUGAAUUAUCUGGAAAACAGAAGGAAAAAAACAGUAAGGUACAGAAACCAGUAUUUAAUCAAAAUUAGUUCAGUAACAUAUUGAUCUCAUUUUCAUGUCACAGGUCAGUUUUAGCCCAUUUGACCAUAAAAAGCAGUCUAUUGUACUUGCAGUCACACUAAAGGUGGGAUUAAACGAUAAAACCUUUUCUAUAGAUUAGUAUGAGUAUGUUAGACAAUGCAGUAGUAUUAUUAGAUGAUUUCUUUAAACUACAAUCUUAACAAUUGCUUCAGAAAUCUGAAAUUUGUAUAAUUUAUAUGAAAUAUGACCUUAAGUUAUUGAUCACUGGUUGUUUCCUGUACGGCUCAGUUUCGUGUCAGAAGUUGCUUUGAUUAUUUCUGCUCCUGCAGGCACUGCAUGUUGGGUCACGUGUUACAUGUCGGGCAGGUUUGCCUCGUUUCACUGAGCGUUACAGGAUCGGGUCUCUUUGCAUGGAUGACCACUGGGGUUCGGGUCGUUGCUGGUGUAGAAAUCAACAACAGCAACACAACUGCUGCUGUAUUCAUUUGUUUUUAACCAAAGCAGCUCAAUACAUCUUUUUUUUUUUCUCGUUUUAGACUGAUAAAACAUCACAUUUUAUUUUGACACACAUCUUGUACAUUGUAAUUUUGCUUUUUACGGAUUAACUGUGUAAAUUAUUGAUCAAACAAAGCUUUUCUGUUUAACCAAAUGGUGGGCGUAUGGAUGAGAAAAAGGGACUUAGAGCUGUAGUAAACGUAGACUAGUGGUCCAGUAGAGUAGAUGGGAGGAGUAGAUGCCGGUGAGGUGUUCAAGUCUCAUCCAGUGACUCGUCUGGAGGAUUUCUUCAGUAGAAUAACGUCGCACUCUGCUCACAGUUCCUGUUUAGACCAUUGUAGAAAUAAGUGAGCACGAGACUCAAAGCAUUUUCAGAAGGUAGUAUUAGAUAAAAAAGACAAUGGAGGCACUGAGGAGUUUGUUCUACUUGCAAACAGCAAGUAGAACAAAUAGUAGAUUUUUUUUACCCUAGAUAUCGAAAGUCUAAAUGGCAAACAUUCGUGUGCACCAAACAGAUGGAGUUUGAUGAUAACCCGUCUGUGAAAAAAAAAAUUGAGGUUAAUCCUCUGAAUUUUUGUAACAUUUAAAAGAUGAAGGUCAUUUUAAUUUAAUUUAGUGUAGUUCGGGACCUUCGUCAGCACCUGUUGCCUGUCACAGCUUUAAGACUGAGGAUGUUCAUGUGGUGUCUGCAAACAGAAAUGUUUUAAAGGAAUAGCUCAACAUUUUGGUUAAUGGGCCUAUUUGUUUAUUUGACUGUAAAUGUGAAGAUUAAUUUACACCUUUAUGUGCUGCACGAUUUCUUACCCAGGCGUUGUAAGCACUGACUCUGGAAAUCACAGGUUAAAAAAUAUUCGGACACAUGAUUCCCCGUCAAACAGCUUCGGACGUUUUCCCCACGAUGUUGACCUGUUCCUUUGAUGAAUUGAGACAUGCUGCUUAAAUUAGAAAGAAUGUCGCUGGCGCUUAACUCAUAAUUGGAACUAAAUAACGAUUGUGUAGCUAAACUCUUACAUAUUAUGUUCCUGGAAUUUCUCGAAUGUUUUGUUUUCUAGAUUUAUGUUGAUACUUUAUGGCAAAGGGUUAAUGAUCCAGCUGGUGUUUACAGUUGAUGACACACAGGACCAGUACAGUACAGUUCUCUGUUAUCAGGGUUGUUCUGAUUGCCCUUUUCUCUUCUUCCUUCUGUUUAAUUAACAGGUUUAUAUUGCACUGAGAAAACAAGACCACUAAGUGUGUGCACUACUCUGCAGACCUGAUGUCCCAUGUGUAUCAUAGCUUUUUGCCACCAUAAUGCACAGUUAGUGACGGCGGAGGAAAGAUCCGACCAGUCGGAUCGAGAAAAAGUUUGACUACUGUGGACAUAUAUUUAACACCCUACCAAAGGGUUACAUUUUUUAAUUUCUGUAUGUACAUUUGUUUUAUUUUACUAAUAUGCAAAUGGUUUUGUUGCAAGCUGUGUUUUUUUUAAGAUAUUGUGUAAAUGCUGCACUUUACACACUUACCAGUGAGGACAAACACAGGCGUGCUUUGUCAGGUUAUAAUUUAUCCCAAGGAGGCUGACACAGCAUUAAGCCAAAUGAGCUGAUAUUUUUGUCGCUCUGUACGAUUCUCCUAAAUGUUCUGAUCUCAAAAUGUCAUAUCAUCGUCUAAGCGUCACGCCCUGAUCGACCGAAAUCUGAAGAGGCGUGGAGUGAACCGCUGGAACGAGAACAGAUGGCUUCUGUUCACCUGUAGCAAGAGACGAGGCUGGUGCUUCUCUGAGGUGUUAUUUUUCUCUGCGUGUUUGUCUAUGGCUACUCUGGAACUUGAAACAUUUUUGGAAACAUGUUUUACUGUUUUAGCCUUUUUUGUUUGUUAAUGAUGCUGUAAUUAUAAAACAUUUGACUGGGGUUAACUUUAA
Pleuronectes platessa (European plaice) is the source of this 8998-nucleotide messenger RNA. RefSeq names its product myosin, heavy chain 14, non-muscle (gene myh14). NCBI's taxonomy places the organism in Eukaryota, Metazoa, Chordata, Actinopteri, Pleuronectiformes, Pleuronectidae. The record is from RefSeq and is a predicted model, not a curated record. Gene Ontology annotation, molecular function: cytoskeletal motor activity; ATP binding; actin filament binding. Gene Ontology annotation, cellular component: myosin complex.